Messenger RNA from Rhinichthys klamathensis goyatoka, 3693 nucleotides. RefSeq names its product neurotrophic tyrosine kinase, receptor, type 2b (gene ntrk2b). Gene Ontology annotation, biological process: cellular response to brain-derived neurotrophic factor stimulus; regulation of phosphatidylinositol 3-kinase/protein kinase B signal transduction; trans-synaptic signaling by neuropeptide, modulating synaptic transmission. The record is from RefSeq and is a predicted model, not a curated record. Bases 380 to 2803 code for a protein of 807 amino acids. NCBI's taxonomy places the organism in Eukaryota, Metazoa, Chordata, Actinopteri, Cypriniformes, Leuciscidae. Gene Ontology annotation, molecular function: ATP binding; brain-derived neurotrophic factor binding; brain-derived neurotrophic factor receptor activity. Gene Ontology annotation, cellular component: axon; signaling receptor complex; plasma membrane. The transcript is spliced from 18 exons.
UGAGGGAGAUGCGGUCGGUAAUCAAUAGGCGCUUGCAGGUACGCGCUGCUGCCUCUUCACACGCGCGCGCACACGCACACUGUCUCGCUUGUUUUCUUCCUCAGCGCUGGAUGUGAGACGUCAGCGUCACCACCGCAGCCCGUAGACACACACAGCCUGCGGCCACACGUUUUACCACCGCGUCUGGAAGAAGCGAAGCCCGGAUAGCGCAACAUAUUGACACGCGAACAUCCCCGUUGCGUUAUCACCUUUCUGCGGAGACCAGAAAAGGCCACUCCAUGACAGUCUCGCGUCGCGCACAACGUCUUUGCGCAUCCCACAGCAGCGGCGUCUCAUCUCGGAAUUGCUGAAAAUACUACAAGACAUUACACAACAGUGAAUGCAUCGCGCUAGACCUGCUAUGACCACAGGGGUUCAUGGAAUGGCUCGCUGGGGGUUGUGUGGGGUUUUAUUCGGGCUGCUGAGGCUCAGCUCGGCUUGUCCUGUGUCGUGCUUUUGCAAUGCCUCGAGGAUCUCGUGUAUCGAUCAAGAACCAGGGAUCGAGGAUUUCCCUGUCUUGGUGCCAGAGUCUGAUAUGGAAAACAUUACGGAUAUCUAUAUCUCAAAUCAAAAAAGGCUAUUUACAAUUAACGAGGACCAUAUGAAGUUCUACUCGAAUCUCAGGAAUUUAGCAGUGACCAAUACUCACCUGACAUAUGUAUCUACGUUGGCCUUCUUUAACAAUUCUAAACUUCAAUAUCUGAAUCUGAGAGACAAUAACUUAUCAACACUCUCCUGGAUGGCAAUUCGUAAUUCAAACUUGUCGACUUUGUUGCUCUCUGGGAACCCUUUGCAAUGUGCAUGUGAGAACAUCUGGAUCAAAGCCUGGUUGGAUGAUAGUGAGAAAGAGGGUCUGCAGUGUCUACUGGAAGGAGGAGGGGCAAAAUCUCUCUCUAGACUCACUCUACCGUCAUGUGAGUAUCCACGUGUCGAGGUCAUCCCUGCUGUCGUCAGUCUAAUGGCAGGAAGUGAUGCUACUGUGAUCUGCAGCAGUGUGUCUGGAUCCCCGACCCCUGAGCUAUCCUGGAGCUUAAAUUCUAGUGAUCAUCCUCCUCUCUCAACCAGCCAUGAGAUCAGCAAAAUGGAGCUUCAGUCUGUGCUGACUCUAAGUGGACUUUCACCUGAUGACAACGGCAGAGAGCUCACCUGUAGUGCCGAGAACAUUGUCGGCCAGAAUGAUGCUUCAGUCCUUCUCAAUAUUCUUUUUCCCCCUACUAUAGUGCAGCUAUACCAGCCUGUGAGGAACCAGGACUGGUGCAUCCCUUUCACUGUGACGGGCAACCCAAAGCCUGAUCUGCACUGGUACCACGAGGGAAAGCUACUCGAGGAGCAGCAGUACAUUAGGACCGAAAUCCAUGAAAUCACAGAUACGGAGUACCACGGCUGUCUGCAGCUUGUCAUUCCCACUCACAUUCAUAACGGCAUUUACACGCUGGUGGCCAGCAACGAGUUCGGAGAGGACAGCGGAAAUGUGACAGCACACUUCAUGCACACACCUGAUGUGGACCACUCAGGGACAGAGGGAGCGUUCUAUUACGACACAACAUUUAGUCCAGAAACCCCACCACUGGAGGACAAAGUUGCGGUUUACAUAGUGGUUGGGAUAGCUGUGGUUGCUUUAACUGGAUGCAUCAUUAUGUUAGUUUUCCUCAAAUAUGGUAGAAGCUCCAAGUUUGGUAUGAAAGGCUCCUCAUCUGUCAUCAGUAAUGACGACGACUCUGCCAGCCCGCUCCACCAUGUUUCCAAUGGCAACAACACCCCAUCAUCCUCGGAGAUGGGCCCAGAUGCUGUUAUUAUCGGAAUGACAAAGAUUCCAGUCAUCGAGAACCCCCAGUACUUCCGCAACCCUGGCAGUAUGCUGAAAUCGGACACUCUUGUCCAACACAUAAAGCGUCACAACAUUCUGUUAAAGAGGGAGCUUGGAGAAGGGGCUUUUGGAAAAGUGUUCUUGGCUGAAUGCUAUAACUUGUCUCCUGACCAAGAGAAGAUUUUGGUGGCUGUUAAGACUCUGAAAGAGGCCAGCGAAAGUGGGCGAGCAGAUUUCCACCGAGAGGCGGAGCUCCUGACCAACUUGCAGCAUGACCACAUUGUCAAGUUUUAUGGCGUGUGUGUAGAAAGUGACCCCCUCAUCAUGGUGUUUGAAUACAUGAAACAUGGAGACCUCAACAAGUUUCUCAGGGCUCAUGGUCCAGAUGCGGUGCUGAUGGCGGACGGACAGCAGAGUUUGAUGGUGGAGUUGACUCAGCCUCAGAUGUUGCACAUUGCUCAGCAGAUAGCAGCAGGCAUGGUGUAUCUGGCUUCACAGCAUUUUGUGCACAGAGACCUGGCCACACGUAACUGCUUGGUGGGAGAGAACCUGCUUGUCAAGAUAGGAGACUUUGGCAUGUCCAGAGAUGUGUACAGCACCGACUACUAUAGGGUGGGUGGUCACACCAUGCUGCCCAUCCGCUGGAUGCCCCCAGAGAGCAUCAUGUACAGGAGAUUCACCACAGAGAGUGACGUUUGGAGUCUGGGUGUGGUACUCUGGGAAAUCUUUACCUACGGCAAGCAACCCUGGUACCAGCUCUCAAACAACGAGGUGAUCGAGUGUAUCACACAGGGACGGGUGUUGCAGAGACCUCGUACUUGCCCCAAAGAGGUGUAUGACCUAAUGCUGGGCUGCUGGCAGAGGGAGCCCUACAUGAGACUCAACAUCAAAGAAAUCCACAAUCUGCUCCAGAGCCUGGCCAAGGCAUCGCCUGUUUACCUGGACAUCCUGGGCUGAUCCGUUUGCCAGUAUGGGUGUGUAAUUGUUAGUGAGGAAGAGUGUGUGAAUGCAUGGUAUAAAAGGAGUAAGGGAUGGAAUAUAAUUUGAAUGAUUGAAUGUAGAUUCAUAUAGAGAGUGUGUGUGUGUGUGUGUGUGUGUGUGUGUGUGUUCAUAAAAAUGGCUUGUGCUUCAGCCUUCUCACCACAUAGACUAAAGGCCUUAAAGUUGACUGUGUGCAUUGCUUUGAGUUUUUCCAAUGUUUGGACAUGUCCAUAUCUGUAUUGCAUCAUUGUGUUUUCUAAAAACCCCAAAUGGUCUACAGACGGAAACAUCUGAUUGUUGUAAAUAUGCAUCAGAGACAAUGCAGACCUUUUGUUUUAGUUCCUUUUUGAAAAAGGUAACUCGGUUUGGGAAAGUUUACACUUGUUUUUCUGUCACCAUUUGUUUAUCGAGAUGGACAAAAUUUGGACUUGAUAAGGACCCAGCCAUUAGCACAACCGCUGAUGACACCCUGGCGACAUUCUGGCAGAUCGCAAUACUAUUCGCAAAUUAUUGAGUAACAAUCAUGGAACUGCCAUUCAUGUUUCAUUUGGAAUUUUUUUAAACACAUCUGAUAUCAUUUUAGACUAUUCUGUGCCAAGUUUUGAUGUCCAACGCUGAGGUUGAUGAAAGGCGUUUUUGGACGUCUCAGUGCACCAUCUAACUCAGUGCGAACUUUGUAAUAGAAGCACAGCGACAAAGACUCCUCCAAUUAUCAUUUUUUUUCUUCGGAAGAGGCUUGAGGUUGGACAUAGUGUUUGGAGUGAGCACAGAGGCAAAGUCACCAGCAGUGGCACUGACGUCUUUGUUUGGCUCCCUGGCCAUAUGCGCUGAAGUUCUGAUUCAAAGGGCACUUGUCUCUCCAACUG